AUGUCACAGAUUACACAGAUCAAACCUAUAAAUGUAAAAGUGUACGGAAAAAGUCUUCAAAAAUUGUAUGGUGUACGUUUAAAAUUUCGAUUAGAAAAAUCAAUAAAUAUUGCCAAUAGCAUAUGUGUUAUUCUAUUUCAAACAGUUUCAAGGCGCAAAAUUUCUCAGGGGCAGCACCUACUCACACUACCUCUGUCUUCUAUUUAUUUCACAUCUGAGAGAAGUUUCAAGAUAUUAGAGCUGCCCGCCACUACAUCGCUCUUCCUGCGCCGCAACUGCCAUAAUUUUGGCUACGAUUACAGCAGCCCCACGCAACUAGACCUUAGUCGAGAGGCGACUCGCCUGGUAAUUCGCCGCCUCCAGCGCACCGUUCUCCGCAUCCUCCGUGACCCCGACAACAUGUCCCAGGCGACUCCCACGUUUGCACGGCCUUCGCCGGCCGACCAGCAGUCGGAGCGUCCACCGCCGCCGCCACGGUCAGAGCAGGAGGACAGCUCAUUUGCAGCCCAUCGAAGAACUAACGGCGGCAAGCAAGACUCCAACUGCCGCACGUGCAACGACUUCAAGUCGUGGUCCAAACAGCAGCGGCUUAUCUCAAACGUGCAAAAUUCUAAGGUCAAACACAUGGCCACUGCGGAGAAGAUAAGCGUUAAUGCCGAGGAGGUUCGUGAUGACUGUCCGCUGGACAAAGUGCGUUUGGGCAUAUCUACGUGGGGCCUGCUGCAUACCAUGGCCGCUUUCUAUUCGGACAAUCCCACAGACACAGAGAAGCGCGACAUGAAGACUUUCUUUGAGGUCCUCUCUCGUCUCUAUCCCUGCGAGUUCUGCGCCAAAGAUUUCCGUACCGAUUUGGACGUCAAUCCCAUCAACGUCAACUCACAGAAGGAACUGGCUAUGUGGCUAUGCAAGUUCCAUAACCGAGUGAACGAUAAACUCGGUAAGCCGCUCUUCGACUGCAGCAAGGUGAACGAGCGUUGGCGCGACGGCUGGCUAGACGGUUCCUGCGAAUAGACACCGCUCCGUCGACCCGUCGCCCCGCUCGCCCCCGCAAGCCGCAGCCGUGGUCGCUCCCCAUUCCGAUGCGAAGAGCCCCCUGAUACAUAAAUGUCAUACUGCUACAUAAACCAUGUUGACCAGAAUUGUCCCACUUAAAUGGUUCGGCAUAUUUACGUACACAAACUCAUUGACAGACACUCGAUUCAGCGAAGGCGGUGCUCCGGUGCUUCCUCGAUGGCGACCGAACUUUAGCUAGGCGGCGAGUCGGUGUCCGAAUCUCUGUGCCAUGUUUUUGGGCGGUGGCCCAUUUCCCUUACUGCAUUCCUCCGCCCAGACUAGCACAUAAAACUGGGAAGCCGAUCGGUCGGGGCCUGAGUCGACUAAGGGCGACGUGAAAUUGUGUUAUACCGUAAUAGAAGAACACAUCCAAAGGUCUUUUGUUAAAUGCUUUUGCCGGCUAUGAACACUUGCUAUGACAAUACAAAAUUUGUUGAA
Drosophila ananassae is the source of this 1491-nucleotide messenger RNA. It is a transcript of the gene Alr, whose product is annotated as FAD-linked sulfhydryl oxidase ALR. Gene Ontology annotation, molecular function: flavin-dependent sulfhydryl oxidase activity; flavin adenine dinucleotide binding. The coding region runs from base 1 to 1011 and encodes 336 amino acids. The transcript has 4 exons. Gene Ontology annotation, cellular component: mitochondrion. Lineage: Eukaryota; Metazoa; Arthropoda; Insecta; Diptera; Drosophilidae. The record is from RefSeq and is a predicted model, not a curated record.